Molecule: messenger RNA, 1753 nt
Organism: Oryza sativa Japonica Group (Japanese rice)
Lineage: Eukaryota; Viridiplantae; Streptophyta; Magnoliopsida; Poales; Poaceae
Product: fatty acyl-CoA reductase 1
Biological process (GO): long-chain fatty-acyl-CoA metabolic process; suberin biosynthetic process
Cellular component (GO): intracellular membrane-bounded organelle
Molecular function (GO): alcohol-forming very long-chain fatty acyl-CoA reductase (NADP+) activity
Source: RefSeq, a predicted model, not a curated record
GGCCAAACUCCUGUGGACGGCAACAGGUGAUGCCACCACACUUGACUACCUAACACCCACCAAGUACUCUUUUUACUUUUACCACAGCGCAUAAUUCUCAGGCGCUCUUGAGGCACACACACAAAGCACACCGGCACCAGUGAUGAUCAGCCAGAUGGAUUCUGGAAAUGUUGUAGCGUUCUUCAGGGGCAGGAGCAUCCUGAUCACCGGUUCAACCGGGUUCCUUGGCAAAGUGCUUGUGGAGAAGAUACUCAGGGUUCAGCCAGAUGUCAAGAAGCUCUACCUCCUGGUCCGGGCAAACGACGUCGAAUCCGCGACGCGCCGGGUUCAGGACGAGGUGACAGGGAAGGAGAUCUUUCAAGUUCUGAAAGAAAAGCAUGGUGAUGGGUUCGAAAGUUUCGUGGAAGAAAAGGUCUGUACUUUGGCAGGGGACAUAAUCUAUGAGAACUUGGGACUAGAUUCUGCCAAAUUGACAGAAUUGUCGAACGAAAUCGACAUCAUCGUCAAUGGUGCUGCGACUACAAAUUUUUAUGAAAGAUAUGAUGUGGCUUUUGACUCGAAUGUCUUGGGAGCUAAGAACAUCUGUGAAUUUGCGAAGAAGUGUACAAAACUGAAGAUGCUGCUUCAUGUUUCGACUGCCUAUGUCGCUGGAGAACAAGAGGGACUGAUACUAGAGAAACCAUUCUUGAUGGGUCAAGCACUAAGGGAAGGCAGGCAUUUGGAUAUCACAUCCGAGCUAAACCUGAUCAAGGAGACCAGGAGAGAGAUGAAAGCUAGUAACCGUUGUUCAGAGAAGACUGAGAAGAGAACAAUGAAGGAGCUUGGGCUCAAGAGGGCUAAGCAUUUUGGAUGGCCAAACACCUACGUUUUCACCAAGGCAAUGGGGGAGAUGCUGCUGGGGCACCUCCGCGGGGACCUUCCGGUGGUGAUCAUCCGGCCGAGCAUCAUAACCAGCAUCCUCAAGGAGCCAUUGCCCGGAUGGAUGGAAGGAAUCAGGACGAUCGACUCGGUGAUCAUAGGUUACGCCAAGCAGACACUGUCCUUCUUCCUCGUCGACCUCAACCUCAUAAUGGACGUGAUACCGGGGGACAUGGUGGUGAACGCGAUGAUGGUGGCAAUGGCGGCGCACUCCGGGGAACAGGCGCAGACCAUCUACCACGUGACGUCGUCGCUGAGCAACCCGGCGCCGUACGCGGUGCUGUCGGACGCCGGCCACCGCUACUUCUUCGCCAACCCGCCGCCGCGCGCGGGGAAGAACGGGCGGCUGCGCAGGAUGCGCUUCUUCAGCACGGUGGCCAGCUUCCGCGCCCACAUGGCCAUCAACUACAAGCUUCCCCUCGAGAUCCUUCGGCUGGUGAACAUUGCGCUCUGUGGCAUGUUCUCCCGGCGCUACGACGAGCUGAGCAGGAAGUACAAGUUCGUCAUGCAUCUCGUCGAGCUCUACGCGCCCUACACCUUGUUCAAAGGCUGCUUCGACGACAUCAACACGGAGAAGCUAAGGAUUACGAUGAGGAAGCAGGAGGACAAAAACGAUGGAGGAUAUUGUUUUGAUUUUGACCCCAAGUCGAUUGAUUGGGAUGAGUAUUUCUACAAGGUCCACAUCCCCGGUGUAGUCAAGUAUCUGUGUGAUUGAGCUAAUCAAGUGUCUGUUACUUGUCUCGUCUUAAAUAGUACUCCGUCCGUUUCACCAAAGAUUAUUUGUUCUACCUUUCAUUUUCUUUUUAUCAAAAUAUUUGUUAUUCUCACGUUCUAA